Penicillium odoratum is the source of this 4335-nucleotide messenger RNA. RefSeq lists its product as uncharacterized. The record is from RefSeq and is a predicted model, not a curated record. The transcript has 4 exons. The coding region runs from base 1 to 4335 and encodes 1444 amino acids. Lineage: Eukaryota; Fungi; Ascomycota; Eurotiomycetes; Eurotiales; Aspergillaceae.
AUGCAUUGGACGCAACUGUUGUUGGCCUUCGGGGUCACCGCGUUUGCUCUUCCCUCGAAUCAGAAUGUCUGCCAAUCCGAACGGCACGUCAUUGAUGAAAUUCAAAAUGACCGAGAAGCUCGGGCAUACUGCAGCAGCAGUGUGCUUCAUAUCCCAACUCACACGACUACCGUGACGAAUACAUGGACUCCGCCGCCCAAACUCGUCACUCACACUGUCUUCAGAACUAGCACUCACACUGCUUUGACCACCCACAUUAUCUCGCAGACAAUUACUGAACACUUUACUAACACUGUCACGGAUCACCUCACCCUCUCAACCACCGAUUUCAUUGAUUCGACGCUGACAGUGGUAACCACCGACAUCGUGUAUCAGACAGACACAGCCACCAUCACUGCCCUGUCCACCGCUACAAUUACAAACCUCGUGACCGAGACCGACACCAAUGUGGUCACUGCAACCUCUACCGCCACCUACGAACAAGUUUAUGGACGCGAUUUCCGGGGAGAGCCAUACCGGCAAGGUAAUGUUCCCAAGCCUCUCCAAGGGCUACAGAGCAAGGUCAUGUCAGAGAUUUGCUCUUGUCUACACCUGCAGACCCCAACAGUCACUCGUUCAGUGAUCAAGACUGCCGUCAAGCCUACUAUUACCUCGACCCAGACAGUUCACCGGACAGCUACUGUUACCGAUACCAUUCUGUCAACUCACCAUGCCACGGUGGAAGUUACGGACACUGCAACUUUAGAUUCGACCACUGUAGUCACCGUCGUGCAAACCAGCUAUUUCACCGACACUGUCACGGAGGAAUCUACCGUUGAGAUCACGACAGAUAUUACUACCGAGGUGACAGACACUGUGACUGUGAUCGCCACAGACUCCGUUUUUUUUUCAUCUACGACUUUGGCGGAAGUCACCGUGACCGAGUCAUCUUCAAGAUAUGUGGCCCCUUCAUCUACCUCUACAAUCGUCGCUUCAUCCAAGGCCGCCAAUGUGGUGUCAUCUUCAACCUCGGUUAGCACAACUACAUCUGCCGCAUUUGUGGUUACGACAACUUCCAACUCAAAUUAUGGUGCUGCUACGGUCUCGUCGUUUGCUGGCCCAAUUACACUCAGCUCUGCUGCAACAGCUACCAUGACCCCGAUUGACCCCCCCGGUGUCAACAUGGGUGGUACCGGUGUUUUGACUCCCACUGGCAUCGCCCAAGUAUGGUAUAGCUCGGAUGACAGCACCUCCGACUCAAACUCCGCAUACCCUUACGUCCGUUUGAACAUGACAUUUACGGAAGAUUCAGUUGCCCUGGAUCAGUCAAUCUACAUUAAGGAUAUCGUCUGCACCUCCUCCACUCUAUCUGGAUAUUUCAACAAUUCGGCCGCAUACAGUUAUGCAGAGAGCUCUUGGCCGACUGAUAGCAGUGUCAUCCUGAUCACAGCUGCGUCAAGCUGCAGUUCCGAUGGACAGAACAUCUACUUCUUAUCUACUUCGAUCGUCUUCACUGACUCCAGCGACUCCUUCGUGGCAACAGGAACCAUCGAAGCAAUUGCCGACGUUCUCGACAACGUCGGAAUGGACUUUGGUGCUCUUACAUACAACACGGAUGAUAGCAGUUCGAGCUCGAGCUCCUCAGAUUUGGGCUGUACCUCUCCGACUUCGUCUACAAUCGAUGGCCUUCCCGCUAUCUCCUGCGGAACAGAUUUCGAUGAGAAAUUAAAUGAUGCUCUUGGAUAUUACUCUGUUGCGACUGAGUCUGAUGCCGAUGCUACCUUGCUGACUCUUGCUCCUGGAUCAUCAACUACUACCAAUUCCCGAGUGAUGCGCCGUAGCUUUUGGAGCAAGCUCAAGGCUGCUGUCAAGAAGGUCGCAAGUGUAGUUAAGUCAGUUGCUAAGACGGUGGCGACCAAGGUGGCUACUGUCGCGAAGACUGUUGUCAGCACAGCUGUUUCAGCCGUGAAGACCGUGGUUAGCACUGUCGCAAGUACGGUCGCGACUAUUGCUAAGACAGUUGUGGCCCUUGUUACUCUUGUUGUGACUGGUAACUACAGUCAAACGUUCGAUAUCUCGCUGAGCAUCACCCCGUCCUCGUCUCUUUUGACUACAUCUCCCUGGGGAGAAGGAUUCAAGUUCUAUACAUUGACCCUUGAUAAGGAGGAUUCUCACUUCUCACUGGAUGAUACAGUCUUGGAGAAGAUCGAGUCGGAGCUGAUUGGAGAAGCUGACCCCGAGCCCGGCAUCGAGCUCUGGUGUGUUGACUGUGGCGUCACCGGUGAAUUCAAAAUCACGGGCGCAUUCUCAAUCAGCGUUUCUAAGGGAAUCUCAAAGGCUCAGCUCUCUUUGACCGGCAAUAUGUAUGCUGGCUUGUUCAUCGGACUUGAUGCCUUUGCUGAGUACGAUUUGACAACUGAGCACGAUCUUUUCACAGUCAGCCUGCCUGGAUUCUCAAUUCCUGACAUUGUUACCCUGGGUCCUAGUCUGUCGCUUGGUGUCUCUGCUGAUCUUGAUAUCCAAGCCGAAGGUCAAUACUUCAUUGGUGCCGGAUUGAUCUGGUCCGACAUUAGUUCAGUUCUGGACCUUAUUGAUCACGCUUCGUCAACUCACUCAGGAUGGACUCCCACCCAUAACUACUCCGCAAGCUUCGAUGGAGAUGUCACUAUUACAUCUACUUUAGGCAUGCCGGUCACCCUGGAGUUUGGUCUUAACAUUUUGAGCGGAACCUAUAAGAAAGAUGCGAAAUUGAUUGAUACCCCUGGAAUCGUUGGUACUAUUGAGUACGAUGAUGAUCUCUCUUAUACAAACGGAGAGGCAGACGUCACUCCUGCCAACGGAUGCUACGGUAUUACUUGGGACUUGGCUUUGGACAACACUGUCGUUCUCGAUCUUUCAGACUUUGAUGCUGGCACUUACACAUUGGAUACGUAUACCUUAGCAGACCUGGCUAAUGGUUGUAUCGGAACAUCUGUGACUUCCUCCGCUGCAGCAACAUCGACAUCUACCGCAACCUCAACCGCGGCCACUGCCAUCUCAACCGGACUUUCCAUGGACUAUUUCAUCUGGGGGGACUCUGACCAGACCACCCUUGCAAAGUCCUUGUUCAUGAGCGGCUCUGACAUCAAGAUCAGUCUUGCCGAGCUUUUGGCAGACUUCACCAACUCCUGGGCUGGAACAUCAAAGUCGUCUUAUACAAAGAGUAUUACUAUGCUCUUUGAGUAUAACGGUGACCUUCGCGUGUUUGUGUCUUCGGAAUAUGCUGCUUCCUCAUGGACUAUCUAUCCAGGUGCCGUCAGUCUGUCUUCAUACACUUCUGAGGUUGUUUCAUAUACCAAGCCCUCGAGUGCUAAGAUCACAAUCGUCUCCGUUGUCUGGGGUAUCGGUGUUAUCGCCACUGAGAGUGUAUAUAAUACACUUUAUAGCUAUGCCGCAGCCGGAACCUCCUUUUCGUUGUCAAACACAUUCUUCGGCACGGAUACCUGGGUGGACUACCAUAAGGUUGGUGUCAUCUUCUACCGGGACGCUUCAGGAAACCUGCAACACCUCAUUGGUGAUGAGAGCAGCACUGUCUCUUUCCCUACCUCUGCCAUGACCAAGAGAGAGGUCAGUGUCGUUGCCUCGAAGCAGCCCCAGCCUGAGACCGAGCCUGAGACCGAGCCUGAGACCGAGCCUGAGUCCGAGCCUGAGUCCGAGCCCGAAUCCGAGCCUGAGACGAGCCCUGUUAGUGUUCCUGCCGACAAGAAGCAUGCGCUGUCCAAGAAGUCCGUUCCCUACGGUCGUAACUUCCUCUUUGGCCGGUCCGACAACAGCACUACAUCAUCAAAUUCCACCAGUUCCGAUGAUAGCACUGGAACUGUGACCGUCACCGACACUACCGGUGCCCUCUACCUGAACCCCUCGAUCAACGGUACUUUGUUCGUCUCCCUUGUUAGCGACACCGCGAAUCUUACCAGCUUGACCGGCGGAUACCAGUUUGCAGCUGAUACCACCGAAGGGCUCAUCCUUGGUGAUUCCGCAUCCCGUCUGCUCUACUACUUCCCCGAUACAAUGAGUGCAGUUGGAGCCUCGCGUCUGCUUCUUGGAGCUUGGGGUGAGAUUCCCAAGACUGCCAAUCUCAUCAACCUUGUUCCGAUGUCUACUGGAAGUGAAGAAAUUCUGGUCGCGAUUGAUACGCUUGGAAAUUACUACUUCCCCUUCGUUUGCGGAAUCCAGGAUCAGCUGAACAAGGUCUUCCUUGUGGCAGAUGUUGACACUGGUGCGAGCGUUCUAGAGAGCGAUGAUCUCCUCUACACCAUCGUUGGAGGUGUUGCAUCUAACUGCACUGUUUUGGCUUUGGUGGCCUCGGGCUUAUAA